CAACCGCAUCCUUGCUUUGUGGAAACUCAAUUUUGGUUACACAACAGUUCUCGCUGUGCUUCCUCCCGCCGCCAAUGGCGACCGCGGCGGUGCUCUUUUCUCGCCUCCGCCAAGCGCGGCUGUCCUCCUCCCUCUCCCUCCUAUAUCUGCCUCGCGUCCUAUCUUCUCAGCGACCGUCUCCUCUCCCCGCUUCCGCCCUACCUUCCUCCCCAACCCUUGCAUUUUUCGACGUGUUCCACUCACGCGCUUUCUCCACUCGCUCUUCCGAUGAGCGCGAAUUGGGGUUGAACUCCUUCGGUGUCGACUCGCAGGUUAACUCUGAGCUUCUGAAAGCGAUCGCCGAUACCAGUGGUAGCGGUGAAGAAGACGCCGUUUUCCCCGUUCGCGUGCUGAUUUCGAUGUUCGACUCGUUCCACGAGCUUUCUGGAUUUCCGUGGUGGUUAACUAUAGUUUCUUCUACUCUAGCUCUCAGAAUUGCUAUUCUUUUUCCUCUGGUUGUAACACUUCACAAGCUGAAAACGAUUGGAGAGUUUUUCCCUAAAUUGCCUCCUCCAUUCCCACCACCUUUCUCAGGAAAGAGUUAUAUUCGUCAGUUUCUAUUGUUCCAGAAGAAGAGAAAAGCGAGUGGAUGCCCCUCUUAUGUCUGGCCACUGGUACCAUUCAUUGUACAGGUUCCGUGCUUUUUCCUGUGGAUGAUUAGCAUAAGGAAGAUGUCACUGAAUGGUCACCCUGGUUUUGAUUGCGGUGGUGCUUUAUGGUUCCAGAAUUUAACUGAACUCUCUCACGGUUAUUCGGGGUUCAUCUUUCCUUUCCUGAUUGCUGGUUUGCACUACAUCAAUGUUCAGGUAAUGGAGUAUAAAUCCAUAUAUAUAAGGUUUAUAACCUGAAAUCAUGUUUCUAGUUACCUUCCGUUGUCUUCUUAUAUUCAUAUUCAUGCCAAUGUGCAUUACAGUGAUUCAUUUAGACAGAUUUUGUUUUAUUAGAUGGAGAAAUCACAUUUUAUUAUUCUGUUGUGGCAGAAACCCUCUUAGUAAGGGUUGGAUGUAGUUAAGUCAAGUGUGUACAUUAAAUAUUUUGGACUGGUUGAUAUAAUAAAGGUAGACCUACCAAAACCAAAAUGGCUGGCAAAGUUGAUGGAUCCAAAUCAUCUGGUUACUAGCAAAUGAUUAAUCAAGUCAAAAUCUAAUAUGUAUUGUUGGCCUAAUGGCUCUGUUAUCUUCCUAUGAUAAUGAAUCAAACUUUAACUUUUUAUCUUAUGGAUUAAAAAAGCUGCAGUGCUUGGCUUUAUGGUGCUAGUAAUAAAAUAAAAUAACAGAAAGUGUAAUAAGUUAAUAACUAAGAUUGUUUGGUUUAAGACUGUUUUCUCUUUUCACUUUUAAUAAUUACAAGAAAACCAUGUUUUCUUUACAAAUUAUAAACAAGCAAAAUGAAAACAAAGUGAUAGGGAUAAGAAUAAGAAAGGAUGGGUAGUUUAUGAGAGGAGGAAUAGGAGGAAAUGAAUAUAACAAACUAACAGUUAGGACAGUUGUGGUGAGAUUGUAAGAUUGUAUAAAUAGCGGCUGA
This is a messenger RNA of Vigna umbellata (rice bean), 1563 nucleotides long. NCBI's taxonomy places the organism in Eukaryota, Viridiplantae, Streptophyta, Magnoliopsida, Fabales, Fabaceae. The record is from RefSeq and is a predicted model, not a curated record.